GCUCCGCAUCAGGACGGCUAACACACGUGCGUACGGACUGCCGCGGCGCCUGCGCCGUAACAGCCUGGAGUCGGUGUACUUAAGACGCUCUUGGCACCUUGACUCGGUCUGUCCGCGCUAGCCCGUUUGUGUUCAGUGUCCUGUGCACACGCCUUGCAAGCGACGGCGCCAUGAGUCUGACUUCCAGCGUACGAGUUGAAUGGAUUGCAGCAGUUACCAUUGCGGCUGGGACAGCCGCAAUUGGUUAUCUAGCUUACAAAAGAUUUUAUGUGAAAGAUCAUCGCAACAAAUCUAUGGUUAACCUUCACAUCCAGAAAGACAACCCCAAGGUGGUACAUGCUUUUGACAUGGAGGAUUUGGGAGAUAAAGCUGUGUACUGCCGUUGCUGGAGGUCCAAAAAGUUCCCAUUCUGUGAUGGAGCUCACACAAAACACAAUGAAGAAACUGGAGACAACGUGGGA
Molecule: messenger RNA, 461 nt
Organism: Hipposideros armiger (great roundleaf bat)
Lineage: Eukaryota; Metazoa; Chordata; Mammalia; Chiroptera; Hipposideridae
Gene: CISD1
Product: CDGSH iron sulfur domain 1
Exons: 3
Biological process (GO): regulation of autophagy
Cellular component (GO): mitochondrial outer membrane; intracellular membrane-bounded organelle
Molecular function (GO): 2 iron, 2 sulfur cluster binding
Source: RefSeq, a predicted model, not a curated record